This is a messenger RNA of Momordica charantia (bitter melon), 2113 nucleotides long. Its product is annotated as glycoprotein 3-alpha-L-fucosyltransferase FUT11. NCBI's taxonomy places the organism in Eukaryota, Viridiplantae, Streptophyta, Magnoliopsida, Cucurbitales, Cucurbitaceae. The record is from RefSeq and is a predicted model, not a curated record. Gene Ontology annotation, cellular component: membrane. Gene Ontology annotation, molecular function: fucosyltransferase activity.
CAUUCUGAAACUUUAUCCCGAAAGCAAAGGGAUUAGGUAGGCUUGGUGCUGAGCUUUAUAGUUAUAACUCCAACAGCAUACGAGCCGUAAGCGUAGACUUUAAACGACCAAAAUCCAUGCUUCUGCUUGACCCAACUUCACAAUCCAAUUCCAAUCAUCUUGAUUGAAGAAGACGAAACCAUUGAAAAACCAGCCAAAUCCCACUUGACUUUUCCCAUCAUCUCCUUCCAAUGGCCGCAACAGAGCUUUUGAAAUGUUGAAUCAGUCCCCUUCAUCUUCCCUUCUCGCCGUUUUCCCCAAUUUUGCUGGACUGCUCGAUUUCCCACAUGGGUAUUUUUGCAAAGCAAAAAAUCUUGCGAACAGGAACGACCCACGAGGAUUCGAUUGUUUCUAAUGGGGUUUCAGUGGGGAGCAAGAGGAAAUGGACCCGUUUUAUGCCUCUGGUUGUGGCGAUGGUGGUUUUGGCAGAGAUAGCAUCUUUGAAUCGGCUGGAUAUGGCGAAGAAUGCGGCUAUGGUGGAUUCGUGGGUCGACUUGUUCUAUGGAUCUUCGCAUUUGCAAGAAGGGAGUGAAGGUUUUAGUAAAAUGGGCAGUGGAAUCUCCGCCAUUAAUGAUGGAAUUAUUGCUACAGAGAGCUGUGAGGAGUGGCUGGAGAAGGAGGAUGCUGUGGAGUAUUCUAGGGACUUCAGUAAGGUUCCUGUUUUGGUUUCUGGUUCUGAGAAGGAGUGGAGGACUUGUGAUGUGGGAUGCCAGUUUGGAUUUAAUCCUAGUCAGCAAGCCGAUGCUGUAUUGGGAUCACCUCAACAAGGUAGAAUUGCUAGCGUACUUCGAUCAAUGGAAUCAUCGCAUUACUAUCCAGAGAAUGAUAUUGCUUUGGCGAGACGGAGGGGUUACACAGUGGUUAUGACCACAAGUCUAUCAUCAGAUGUUCCUGUUGGAUACUUUUCCUGGGCCGAAUACGAGAUAAUGGCACCAGUGCAGCCAAAGACUGAGGGUGCCCUUGCAGCUGCCUUCAUAUCGAACUGUGGUGCCCGAAACUUCCGUUUGCAAGCUCUUGAUGCCCUCGAAAAGUUGAAUGUCAAAAUUGAUUCAUAUGGUAGUUGCCACAACAACCGUGAUGGAAGAGUUGACAAAGUGGAAACUUUGAAGCGCUACAAGUUCAGCUUGGCUUUUGAGAACUCCAAUGAGGAGGAUUAUGUCACUGAAAAGUUUUUCCAAUCUCUUGUUGCAGGAACUAUUCCCGUGGUGGUUGGCGCUCCAAAUAUUCAGGAGUUCGCUCCUUCUCCCGAUUCAUUUUUGCAUAUCAAGGAAAUUUCCGAUGUCGAGUCGAUUGCCAAGUCCAUGAAAUACCUUGCCAAAAAUCCCAAAGCAUACAAUCAAUCACUAAGAUGGAAGUAUGAUGGGCCUUCUGAUUCUUUCAAGGCACUUGUAGACAUGGCAGCAGUACACUCGUCAUGCCGCCUUUGCAUCCACUUGGCAACCAUCAUCCACGAGAAAGAAGAGAACAGUCUUCCCGGGUUCAAGAAACGACUGUGCAAAUGCUCCCGAGGCUCCGAAACCGUAUAUCAUUUAUACAUAAGGGAGAGAGGGAGGUUUGAAAUGCAAUCCAUUUUCUUGAGGUCAAAUAAUUUGACAUUGGAGGCUUUAGAAUCAGCAGUACUCGCAAAGUUCAGUUCGCUAAAACACGUACCGAUUUGGAAGCAGGAACGGCCCGAAAGCAUAAGAGGAGGAGAUGAGCUGAAAAUAUACAGAAUAUACCCUGUUGGGUUGACUCAGAGGCAGGCUUUAUAUACCUUCAGAUUCAAAGGUAAUGAAGAUUUCACAACUCACAUAGAAACGCACCCUUGUGCAAAGAUGGAGGUCAUAUUUGUCUGAAACUACGGCUUCUUUCUUUCGUCUUCCGAGCGCAUCUGAUCUGCAAAUUUACUCGGACAUGUAAUUUGUGUAGGGUAGUCGCUGAACUAAUGUAAGUUUAAGGUGCAAUAUGAGAUGAAGGAUACACCAGAAAUGGCUGCCUAUUGCUAAUUACAGAUGAUGCGCCAUUGUUGUAAAUGUUUGAGAACAGAAACAGAAUUGGCCUUUGUGGGCGUAAUGCAUAUUGAUUCCACGAACAA